AUGCCUGGUGUCUGGAUUUUCAGAGUUUCUGUCCUGCUGCUGAUUCUUUGGUCGGACCCCCUGGUCUGCCAACACACAACGGACCACAGGAAGGUUACUCAGAGGGCAGAGCCCCAGCAGGAGUUCAGGGCAGAGCAUGGAGAAAUUCAAGGCUCCUGGGGCGCCUGGGGUGCCUGGUCAACCUGCUCCCGGACCUGUGGAACAGGGGUGCAAGAGCAGAGCAGGCCCUGCCUGCCUGUUUACACUCCAUCCCAAUACCCCUCCAGAAGAGCUGGUGUCCACCCCCAGCACCCAGGCCAUGUCAUUUCCGCCCUGCGGCCAACAGUCCCCCUGCACCGCGACAUGGGCAGGUCCAACAGCAGCAGCCGCGGAGAGCUGAGGGAGGAGAAGCAGACCCGGCCUGGUGGACGCAGGAGGGUCACUCACAUCAUCCCGGGGAGGUACGGCUACGGGAGAGCUCCUUAUGUUGCUCCAUUGCAGACGGAUACAGGUCAAAGCUCUGGGACGGCUCGUCCCCACAGACAGAGACGCUCUGCUGCGGCUGAUGCCCACCGCCCCAACACAAGAGGCCACGGCGGCCACAGGUCAAACAACCUCGACCCCCCCAAUAACCUCCCUCGCUACAGCAGACCCUACAUGCAGCCCAGGGCGCAGCAGCCCCAAAAUAACCAAGUCUGGGCCCCCCUCUACCAGCCUGGUUUGGAUAACCAGGCUCAGGUCCAGCAGGAAGCACAGUCAGGCAGCCAGACAUAUGGACCCCAGCAGCACCAAGACAGACCCUACAACCCCCUGCCUACUUCCUUCUGCACAGGGGAGCAUGCUCACUACAGGACGUGCAACAGUAAUGCCUGUCCUCCAUCCAGCAGACACAUCAGGGCUGUUCAGUGUUCUUCAUACAACAGCCGACCUUUCAUGGGCAGACUGUACGAGUGGGAGCCUUUCAAUGAGGUACCUGGGGAUCAGCAUUGUGAACUCAACUGCCGGGCCAUAGGGUUCAGGUUCUACGUGCGACAGUCGGACCGGGUGAUCGACGGGACGCCGUGUGGCAAGAAUGACACUUCUCUCUGUGUGGCGGGAAAGUGUACGAGUCUAGGCUGCGAUGAUUAUCUCGGCUCGGGAAAGGUGGUGGACAAGUGCGGCGUGUGCGGAGGAGACAACACGACCUGCAGGCUGGUCUCCGGAGUGUUUAAACACACUUUAUCCAAGAUCGGCUACCACAAGAUCGUGGAGAUCCCAGAGGGCGCCACCAAGAUCAACGUCACGGAGAUGGUGAAGAGCAGAAACUACCUAGCUCUCCGAAGCCGAUCAGGGCGAUCCAUCAUUAAUGGAAACUGGGCUAUUGACCGACCAGGCAAGUACGAGGGAGGGGGGACCAUGUUCACCUAUCGGCGGCCAAACGAAAUCAGCAGCACAGCUGGGGAGUCCUUUCUCGCUGAAGGGCCCACCAAUGAGAUCCUGGACGUUUAUAUGAUCUUCCAGCAGCCUAAUCCUGGUGUCCACUAUGAGUACAUUCUCCCCUCUGAGAACCCAGCCAGCCCUCAGCAAGAAGGGAACGCUGUGAAUGGACAGGGCGGAUACGGCCACCACAGCAACACUCACCAGGAAAACUUCGAUCCAGCAGGAGCGGGGAGGGACCCCCCUCAUCUCCCCGGCAACCAGGUUCCCGUCGUGCAGCCGCCCAGACGCACGCGAGAGUACAACUGGAAACUGGCUGGUGCCACAGAGUGCAGCGCCUCCUGUGGUAAAGGAUUCAGAUACUCCACCUUUCACUGUGUGUCCCGGCUAAACCACGUCCAGGUGUCAGAUGCUUUGUGUGAUAGCAGCAGCAGGCCGACUCCACAGGAAGAGGCCUGCAACCUGCAGCCCUGCCCAGCCUUCUGGGAUAUUGGAGAGUGGUCAGAAUGCAGUAAGACCUGCGGGCUGGGCAUGCAGCACCGGCAGGUCCUGUGCCGCCAGAUUUACGCCAAUCGCACCCUCAAUGUCCACACCAGCCGUUGUCGAGACUUGGAGCGGCCCGAAAUCGCCAGUACCUGCCAGCUGAAGAUCUGCAGUGAGUGGCAGAUCCGCACCGAGUGGACCGCUUGCUCUGUGCCAUGUGGGCUGGGCCAGAGAUCGCGAGAGGUGCGCUGUGUCAGCAACGUGGGCGACUUUGUUCCUGAUGAGGAGUGCAACAUGAAUCUGCGACCCGUCGAUGCAGAGAACUGUGACAUGGGAGCCUGUGCCAAGAGUUGGUUCUACACCGAGUGGGGCACUCGGUGCUCAGCUGAAUGUGGGAUGGGUGUACGGACCCGGGGAGUCCUCUGCCUGACCAACCACAUCAGCAGCCUCCCUCUGGAGGGCUGUGGCAAUGAGCGGCCCACAGACUCUCAGGUCUGCAACAACGGCCCCUGUGAGAACCGCAUCGAGUGGUACACAGGCCCCUGGAGCCAGUGCUCUGCAGAGUGUGGCGCAGGCAGCCAGCAGAGGUCAGUGGUGUGUCUGAUGAAGUCAGACGAAGGAUUCUCCGUCAUGCCGCCGUAUGAGUGCUCCUCCCUGGAGCGACCCCUCAGCCAGCAGAGCUGCAACCUCAAGGACUGUGGAGCAAAGUGGUAUCACACCGACUGGAGUGCUUGUUCAAAAACAUGUGAGGGAGGUUUCCGUGUGCGGGAGGUGCGCUGCCUGUCUGAUGACAUGCAGUCCAACGAGGGCUGCGACGAGCAGCUGAGACCAGCAGAGAAGGAGGACUGCAACCCAGAGCCCUGCGUACCUCGCAUAGAUGAGAACUGCAAAGACAAAUACUUUAACUGCAACGUGGUGGUCCAGGCUCGCCUCUGCGUGUACGAUUACUACAAGACGACGUGCUGUGCUUCAUGUUCACGAGUGAGCCACAGACAGUCGGUUCGUCGGGGCCGCAGCUAG
Molecule: messenger RNA, 2898 nt
Organism: Chelmon rostratus (copperband butterflyfish)
Lineage: Eukaryota; Metazoa; Chordata; Actinopteri; Chaetodontiformes; Chaetodontidae
Product: thrombospondin type-1 domain-containing protein 4-like
Exons: 17
Coding region: 1-2898 (965 amino acids)
Biological process (GO): extracellular matrix organization
Cellular component (GO): extracellular matrix
Molecular function (GO): metalloendopeptidase activity
Source: RefSeq, a predicted model, not a curated record